Macrosiphum euphorbiae (potato aphid) is the source of this 360-nucleotide messenger RNA. The record is from the annotation of a GenBank genome assembly. NCBI's taxonomy places the organism in Eukaryota, Metazoa, Arthropoda, Insecta, Hemiptera, Aphididae.
AUGACGACGAUAGUCGACAACGGCAGCAGCGACCGACCGACGACCACCGUAUCGCGUCGCACGUUGCGAGAGAGAGGACAACGAAGGUCAUUCCACAAAUACAGUGUGCGCCCUGCCACGCCCGCUCUCUAUCCGUUCACGGAAUCUUCGUUGCCCCCCUACCCUCCCCCACCAACGGGGACCCACGGACUCCACACCUCCGCGUCCGCGCCAGGCCAACCCUCAGACCGGCACGAAAUGCGCAUCGCCCCCUCGCCCCCCUCAAUUACCUUAGACUUUCGUCGUGCUCGUGCACCGUUGUACACCGUAAAACGCACGGCGAGAGCACGAGUAACGCCACCGAGGAGAAGUCAGAUGUGA